AUGUCGGAUGUCCUGCAACCUGGCGAGCUCAAAAAGGCGGGAGAGAUCCCAGCUGCUCCAGGAUACGCGGACUUUGGCCAAGCACUGAAGCUGCUCCGCGUUGUUCGGGGAGAUGAGGUCAGUGCGUACUCCGAACCUUCGGUCCGGCGUUUCCUGCGUGAGACGAAAGAAGAGCUCGAUGCAGCAGACCACUACAACUUGAAGGCGCGCGAGUUUGACUUCGCAGCCCAAGCAGCGGAGGAUGAUGAAGCAGGUUUCUACUUCAUAUCCUAUGCAUGGGAGCCGCCCUCAAGGGUUGAUGCACGGAGAGGCGUUGCUCCAGGAGAGGAUCCUUACUUCCCUUCGUCAGAGCAACAGCAGGGGCGUCCAGAAGUGUUCACUGAUGCUCGGGAAUGGUACGCGCAAGCUCAGGCGAAAUCACUGUACUUGGAGUGCCGGGGUCAGCGAGAAGUUCAUCCGCGGGAUUGUCUUUUUUGGAUUGAGCGAGCAUGCCUGCCUCAAAGCGGGCCCAUCUUUGAGAUGGCCAGGAGUCAGUCGUUCUUCCUCUUGGAGUUCAUACUUCUCUCAAAAGCCAUGAUCGCGGUCGCUUCGCCCCACUUCUUCUCAAGGGGCUGGUGCUUGUUCGAGUUCGCAACAAAGCUGGCGACGGCGCCAGACUCGAAUCCUGCUGCCCUUGGCAUAGCAUGGAAAGCCUUCGUAUCUUUUGGCAGCAGGAAGGAUGGGUUUCCUGCCUCCCUGUAUGCAGACGUCAUCCGGCACAUUUCGAUUGAGAUGGCGGAAUUCUCGGUUGCCAAUGACAGGGACUUUCUCCUAUGCCAUGUAGACAGACUCUUUGUGUCACGCUCAGCUUUCGAUCGGUUUGCCAAGUUUGUGGCUUUGGCGCGGUUGGGAAGAUCGUGCUACACUCGAGAGGAUCGCAAGCCUUUCAUCAUUGUGGCACAUGAUGAGGGCUUCGGUCAGCUGGGGCAAUUGCUUGACGUGGACUCGACGUUCGAUGCCCGCAAGAGCCCGGACGCGCUGCAAACUUUUGACGAUGCCUUGCGGCCGAUGUUGGCUGAGGAAAGGGCUCAAGCUGUCCGCCUGCAGGUAGUUGAGGACUUGCAAGCAUUGGCUGCUCAGUCGCGCUCAAAGUUGCGAUCCCGCUGA
Symbiodinium pilosum is the source of this 1146-nucleotide messenger RNA. The record is from the annotation of a GenBank genome assembly. Lineage: Eukaryota; Dinophyceae; Suessiales; Symbiodiniaceae.